GGGAGGAGCCGGGGCGGGAGGCGGCGCCGCGGAGGGGACCCGCGGCCCGGGCGAGAGCUCGCCAGCCCCGCCGCGAUGCCCCCGCGCCCAGGACGCCUCCUCCAGCCGCUGGCCGGGCUGCCGGCCCUGGCCACGCUCCUGUUGCUGCUCGGAGCACGCAAAGGUGCCCGGGCCCAGGAGGUGGAAGCAGACAGCAGGGUCGAGCAGGACCCGCACGCCAAGCACCUGUAUACGGCCGACAUGUUCACGCACGGGAUCCAGAGCGCCGCGCACUUCGUCAUGUUCUUCGCGCCCUGGUGUGGACACUGCCAGCGGCUGCAGCCAACUUGGAAUGACCUGGGAGACAAGUACAACAGUAUGGAGGAUGCCAAGGUCUACGUGGCUAAAGUGGACUGCACGGCCGACUCCGACGUGUGCUCGGCCCAGGGAGUUCGAGGAUACCCCACCCUGAAGUUUUUUAAGCCUGGGCAAGAAGCGGUGAAGUACCAGGGUCCAAGAGACUUUGAAACACUGGAAAACUGGAUGCUGCAGACACUGAACGAGGAGCCAGCCACACCAGAGCCGGAAGCAGAACCACCCAGAGCCCCUGAGCUCAAGCAAGGCUUGUAUGAGCUCUCAGCCAACAACUUUGAGCUGCACGUUUCUCAAGGCGACCACUUUAUCAAGUUCUUCGCUCCGUGGUGUGGUCACUGCAAAGCUCUGGCUCCAACCUGGGAGCAGCUGGCCCUGGGCCUUGAACAUUCUGAAACUGUCAAGAUUGGCAAGGUUGACUGCACACAGCACUACGCUGUCUGCUCAGAGCACCAGGUCAGAGGCUAUCCAACUCUGCUCUGGUUUCGAGAUGGCAAGAAGGUGGAUCAGUACAAGGGAAAGCGGGACUUGGAGUCCCUGAGAGACUAUGUGCAGUCCCAGCUGCAGUUUUCAGAGGCAGCUCCAGAGACUGUUGAGCCAUCAGAGGCCCCAGCGGUGGAUGCUGAGCCCACAGGUGACAAGGGCACUGUGCUGGCACUCACAGAGAAGAGCUUCGAGGACACUAUUGCACACGGAAUAACCUUCGUCAAGUUCUAUGCUCCAUGGUGUGGCCACUGCAAGAAUCUGGCUCCUACCUGGGAGGAGCUCUCUAAAAAGGAAUUCCCAGGCUUGGCAGAUGUCACCAUUGCGGAAGUGGACUGCACCGCUGAGCGCAAUGUCUGCAGCAAGUACUCGGUACGAGGCUAUCCCACAUUGCUGCUUUUCCGAGGAGGUGAAAAAGUAGGUGAACACAACGGAGGCAGAGACCUCGACUCUUUACACAGCUUUGUUCUGCGCCAGGCAAAGGAUGAACUCUAGGAGGCCCUGGUGACGUCAUCCCGCCUGGCCUCAUGCACCCCGUGCAUAGGAGUGACCUCACAUGGACAUGCGCGUUUUCACUGUGGUUAGUCAGAAAGCUGAAUGUAUUAAGCUUGUGUUGCUUCCUGUGUGCGCUCUGAGCCACCACACACUACGGACCUUAAGUUUCUCUAAUCAUGGCUCAUGGUCCCUGGGCAAACCAAAUAUUUUCAGUGGCGAUCCAUCCUGUACCCUUCUCUUGACAGAAUUAAGUUGGCUCCCUUUGCAACUAAAAUAUAGUCAAGGAAAACCAAAUUGCUGAACUCUGUUGGCUCCUGGGGGAUGUGAAGAAAUGCAUCACGCAGAAGCAGUUUUUUGAAUUGCCUGAGUUCUGGAAAGGCCUGUGGAACUGUUGACUUAGUAACGUGUCGGUCCAUAGUGUGCAGGUUUCAAAACAAAAGUCCACAUAGUCCUGAAGAUCCCUUCAUAGCCACUGCCACUGUCAGGUUCCUGGGUCUUAUUACUUCUCUAUUGAGAGAGGUAAUCCAUAAUAAAUGGUACUUCUGAUGUGUGCCCCAAAUACUCAGGCUGUUCAAAGGAUCCUCUUGCCUGCUUUGCAUAGGGUGGAAUGUGGAGAUGUCUUCUGUAGAAAGCGAGGGUGUGGGAUGCUCCACAAGGUGGGUCCUUACCCAGGCUUUCCCAGGUCCAAGGACCAGGGAGACUCUGCAGCUCCACUCGGGCCUUCCUAGAAACAGCUUCCGAAUCUCUUCCUAAGUAGUCCUUUCAGCGGCUCGCUCUACAAUCUCCACCUCCAAGGAGGCUGACCGUCUUUCUAAUUAUGUAUGAGCAGUGGGAUUCAUUUGACCUCAAGACCAAAGACUGCAGUCAGCAGGGCUGCCCUCGCCUAGGAAGCCCCAGGUUGGAUUUUGCACGGCUCCUUCUGGUUCCCACCUUCCCGGUUAUUAGACACUGCUGCUCUUAACUCUGCAAAGAUGCAGCCUGCACCAUGCCUCUGUCUGUCCUGUUCUCAGAACCACCAUGUUUGUGCCCAGACCCUUCACCCACCUCCCAUGAGCAGGGUGAAGUCAACACGUAGCACAAAAUGUGUGGCAAGGAGACUCGGAAACAAGACCACAUCUGCUUCCUAAGCUAGGGAGCCGAGGCCCCCCGCCAGCCUCUUAUGAACGUCUAUUAUUAACCAUGUGUGGGUCACAGCUGUCCUUGGAAACCAGCUCCAUUGGCCCGGCUCACGGUGGCUUCCGCUUUGCAUCAUGAGUCUUGUAUUAAAAGAAAACUCAAGUGGUACAGUUGGUUUAUACUUUCUAAUAAACUUUUUUUUUUUUUAA
Messenger RNA from Mastomys coucha (southern multimammate mouse), 2654 nucleotides. RefSeq names its product thioredoxin domain containing 5 (gene Txndc5). The coding region runs from base 76 to 1329 and encodes 417 amino acids. Gene Ontology annotation, biological process: protein folding. Gene Ontology annotation, molecular function: protein disulfide isomerase activity. The record is from RefSeq and is a predicted model, not a curated record. Gene Ontology annotation, cellular component: endoplasmic reticulum. The transcript is spliced from 10 exons. NCBI's taxonomy places the organism in Eukaryota, Metazoa, Chordata, Mammalia, Rodentia, Muridae.